AUGAUUGACCCAAUCGAUAAAAUUAUUGAAGAAACAUUUGUUUAUAAAAUUGACACGCUUCAUAAUCUUUCUUUAUCAUCGAAUGCUUCAAUGAUUCGUUACGCUUUAGCAUAUAAAGACUUUAAUCCUAAUGAAAAAUAUCCUGAGGAAGAGAUAGAAUCAAGUUUUGAAUUAACGAAAAAGUAUUGGAAAUAUAAAAUUGAAUCAUAUAAGAAACAAGAUGAAAAAGCAGAAAGGGAUACUAAAAAUAAUGUUUCAAUGGAUGAUUUUCAAUACUAUCACGAUUUAAUCCUUUCAUCUAAAUGCAAAAUGUGUGGUAAAGCGUUUACAUAUGCAAAUAAACCAACAUUGGAUAGAAUCGAUAAUGAAAAACCACAUACCAAAGAAAAUUGUCAGUUAAUGUGUUGUUAUUGCAAUGUCGUAAAAUCAAAUAAAGAUGAAGAUGUUCAACGUUUAAGAAUCAAUUUAAGAAAUUAUGCAUUAAAAAAUAAUUUACCAAUGACUUUAGAUUCAGUUGAAGCUUAUCACAUUCUCCGUAAUGGAAUUACUGGUGGUUUAUCAAAUGUUCAACAUAGAGUAAAUCUUAAAGGAAUCACGCACAUUAAUAAACUUGCAUAUAAUCCAGAAACUAAAACUGUAUCAAAUGAGGACACCACCAACAUUAUGACUCAUUUCGUUGGUGUUGAUUUUAAUUCAUUAUAUCCUUCAUCAUUUUCAUCUAAUCCUCAUGAUUUCAUUCAAUAUACUGACCAUAAAAUGUAUAUGCCGGGAAGAUUGAAUGGUGUUAUCAUUUGUGAUACAGCAACAAAGAAAGCAAAAGCACUGGGAAUAAUUAAGAAGAAAAAUACUUUAUUCGUGGCUGAAGUAA
Molecule: messenger RNA, 868 nt
Organism: Trichomonas vaginalis G3
Lineage: Eukaryota; Parabasalia; Trichomonadida; Trichomonadidae
Product: DNA/RNA polymerase superfamily
Exons: 1
Source: RefSeq, a predicted model, not a curated record